CUCAGCAACUUUUUAAUAAAUCUCCCCCAAUGUCCAGGCUCCAAGCGCCAUAAGGUGACAUGACUGGACCAUAGGAUGAUGGCGCUCUCCCUACAUACAGUCCUGACCGUAUCCUAGUGUAGAGACGGCACAGUCCAGGAGAGGGCGCUCCACCUAACAGGGUGCAGCUACGUCCUGACCGUAUCCUAGUGUAGAGACGGCACAGUCCAGGAGAGGGCGCUCCACCUAACAGGGUGCAGCUACGUCCUGACCGUAUCCUAGUGUAGAGACGGCACAGUCCAGGAGAGGGCGCUCCACCUAACAGGGUGCAGCUACGUCCUGACCGUAUCCUAGUGUAGAGACGGCACAGUCCAGGAGAGGGCGCUCCACCUAACAGGCUGCAGCUACCUGGGAGAGCGCGCAGUUACAAGCCUCAUCACUAGGGGCCGCUGGAUCCCCGUCACCAGGCGCUAGCGUGAAAUCUCGCGAGACUCCAUGAGUCAGCGGGCCCGGCCGGUGUCCCUUUCAUUGUUGUUUUGAUCCAGUGUAGUGCCUGCUCCAAUGAUGCUGCGGCUCCGCUGUAAGACCCGGGAGGGCACUCACCUUCUGCAGGGGCUGAGCGACCUCUCCAGUGUUCGGGAGCUGAAGGAGCAGAUAGCCGGGGUGACCGGGAUCUCGGGGCCCACUCAGCGAGUCAUGGUGGGGUACCCCCCGGCCAGUCUGGACCUCAGUGAUGGGGAUGCCACCCUCCGAGACAUGCCAAUCAAAUCAGGUGACACUCUUAUUGUGGAGGAAGAUAAAAGCAAACCUACAUCUGCCUCAAUACAUAGUAUCAAUGAUCGAACCAUAUCAAAAAGUCCACAGAUUGUCAGAAGAGUAGUACCAGCCGACAAUUCGUGUCUCUUCACCAGUGUGUAUUACGUGGUAGAAGGCGGUGUAUAUGACCCGGCCUGUGCACCAGAAAUGCGCAGUUUAAUAGCUGAGAUAGUGGCCAGUGAUCCCACAAGUUACAGCGAAGCGGUUCUGGGUAAAAGCAAUGAAGAGUAUUGUGCCUGGAUCCGCAGAGAGGACACCUGGGGAGGUGCCAUAGAAGUAUCAAUACUUUCCAAAUUUUAUCAGUGUGAAAUCUGCGUUGUGGAUACCCAGACAGUGAGGAUUGACCGGUUCGGUGAAGAUGCUGGCUACAGUAGAAGAGUUCUGCUGAUUUAUGAUGGGAUUCACUAUGACCCCUUGCAGCGACAGUUUCCAGAUUCGGACAUGCCACCUAUGACUAUUUUUCCCACCUCUGAUGAUGAGGCAUUGGUGCAGGCUUUAGAGCUUGCCGAUGAUGCCAGAAGAAAGAGGCAGUUUACAGAUGUUAACAGAUUUGCCUUGCGCUGUAUGGUUUGCCAAAAAGGUUUAACUGGACAGUCAGCGGCAAGAGAUCAUGCCAAGGAAACAGGCCAUACUAACUUUGGGGAGGUGUAACAACACCUCUGCUCUGUACAAUUGGUGGAAGCUACCUCACGUGUCUGAACCCAGGUUACAGAAAGCAAGUUUGUCCUUUUCUCUGCUUUGUUCUUGGGUCGGAAAGCAGUAAAACAUUCAACUUCACCGGUUACUUUGUUGUGCAGUUGUGAGCAUCAUAUCCUCCCUUUGCAUUCCGUAUUCUGCAGGAGUCCACUGAAAUGCCUGGGACCCAGAUCAGUAUUUCGGGGCCCAGUCCUUGAGCUUUGUACCUACAAGUGACUAUUUCCAAGCAGGUGUUAUUUAUUAUUUUUCAAUGUUGCAUGUUUAAAUUAUAAUCUUCUAUUCUAACCGUAGCACCCAUUAUGUGAUACACAGAAUUCACUUGCCUAAGGCAGCUGCAUGCAAGUGUUUAAGCAUUAGAAUACACUAUGUCUUACCGGACACCUUCUUAACUUGCUGGACUCCCAUCCAUUCAGGAAAUGAGUUCUGUUCUGUCAUAUUUGCUCUAGAUGAGCCUUUCUACCUUGUUACUUCAUCUAAGCCCAAUACACAUGCUGCAUCAAGUUACACUAUUUAGCUGGAAUUAAGUGCCGAUGCUGGGACAGGGAAGAACUGUGCUCCCAUGAUAUGUGUUUUAUAUGCACUCAUGCCUGAACUUUUUUUCUUUUCUUUCAAGUUUCACCAAUGCGAUCUCCAGGGACAGUCAUGUUACUUUUAUUAAUAAUAUGAAACUGUGACAAUCUAUAGGGUAUAGGGUGUGCAAAAGAAAAGUGCAGCAUUGGUAAUAGUAUUGACAUGAUUUCCUUUCAGACUAAUGCUCCCACUAGGGCUGGGCAGUAUGGGCAAAUAUAUGUAUCGCGGUAUUUUUGUAACUUAUGGCGGUUCCACGGUGCAUAGCGUUAUCCCCCCACCCCAUCCCCCCAAAUUAUCAGCCCAGCGGUGUCCCAAUCAGGGUACUACUCACAUGUCACCCGCAAGCGCUGCCUCCUGAUCCCUCUUUGUUUGUUGCGGCCGCCGGCGCUGACACUCUCUAUAAUGUACGGGAUCCCUAUUCCCGGGCUGCAAAAGGUAAACAAAAUAAACUAACGCAUGUUCCGACGUCGGCCUUGCGCUGGGGACGUGAA
Messenger RNA from Hyla sarda, 2552 nucleotides. It is a transcript of the gene YOD1, whose product is annotated as YOD1 deubiquitinase. Lineage: Eukaryota; Metazoa; Chordata; Amphibia; Anura; Hylidae. Gene Ontology annotation, biological process: endoplasmic reticulum unfolded protein response; protein deubiquitination. The transcript has 2 exons. The record is from RefSeq and is a predicted model, not a curated record. The coding region runs from base 541 to 1446 and encodes 301 amino acids. Gene Ontology annotation, cellular component: nucleus; cytosol. Gene Ontology annotation, molecular function: cysteine-type deubiquitinase activity; protein binding.